AUGAAGACACGCGAUCCCUUAAUCCCUAUCACCAUCAAGAAACAUCUAGUAGACAAAAUCAGGCCUGGAUUCACUAUUCUCAAUAGGCUUGAAGGUGUUUCGGAGUUCUCUAUACUUCCAAAACAAGGGGGAGAACAUACAAAAGAUCAAUCUGCGAAAGAACCCCAGAAAACUGUUGGAAUUUCUGGUGAAACCGAAAUGCUAAAAACAAUGAACAAACUGAAGGGUAGGGAAGCUUUGGAUUCGAAAGGAAAAGGGAAGUUGAUUGAUGAUAGUGAUGAAGAAGGGCCUGAUGAACAUGAGUUAAAACGAAGAAAGUCUCGUGAAGCCGAAAUUGAUGAAAACAACCAGAUUGUUAGAGAAGCAAAAGAAAAAGCUAGAGUUGAACAUGAAGCUCAACUCACAUUGGAAAGUAGAAAACUUUUAUUUCCUUUGUGGAAUUUAGAGAGAAUUCUAAAUGAAAUGGUUGAUAAUCCAAAUAUUCAUUGGCUAGAGCCGGUUGCCUCGUUCGAACUAGAAAACACACUUCAUUUGCAACUAGAUGUGCCUAUCACACCGAAAGCUUUUCUGUUUCAGAGUAUCGAGGUGAUUGAGAACACCCCACCAUCACAUGUGAAUGUUGACAAAUCUUUGAUGGAAUUCUAUCUCAAGCACGGAAAGCCUCAACAUCUUACAUGGAGUGCACAAAAAUUAACUGGUGUGAAGGUCAUUGGGUCACUUGUAACCGACAGCUUCGUAAAUGUCAAAUUAAAAAAAAAUCGAGGUUCAGAGAGUUCUGUUUUUGUGUUCUCUCUCGCUGAUCUACCUUGUGUAAGAAAUCCCUAUGACUGGAUCACUCUGAUGCAUCUCCUAAUAAAGGAAGAGAAGAAGCAUAAGCUGAUUGUAGAACACAUCAAACGAAUGCUAGUUUCAUAUAUCAAUGAGGUUGCAAAGCUAGACACUGAAAUAGCUUCUGUGUUGAAGAGGAAACCAACAAUCCUUCCCCAAGGAUCAGCGAAAGAUAUUGAGAAAUUGAAGAUGGGGAAGAUAGACGAAGAAAACUGGAUUGUGAUGUUUCAUAGGGGAUCAAAAGAAAGUGUUGAUUUUCAGAAGUGUCUGAUCCCGCCUCAAUUGACACAAAGGGGGGGAUUGUUGGGUUACGGACUGUGUUUGGACUGGAUGGGCUUAAGCUUUGCUGGACUCACUGAAUAA
Molecule: messenger RNA, 1191 nt
Organism: Lactuca saligna
Lineage: Eukaryota; Viridiplantae; Streptophyta; Magnoliopsida; Asterales; Asteraceae
Source: the annotation of a GenBank genome assembly